Molecule: messenger RNA, 1168 nt
Organism: Arabidopsis lyrata subsp. lyrata
Lineage: Eukaryota; Viridiplantae; Streptophyta; Magnoliopsida; Brassicales; Brassicaceae
Product: cytosolic sulfotransferase 13
Exons: 1
Coding region: 45-1019 (324 amino acids)
Biological process (GO): sulfation
Cellular component (GO): cytoplasm
Molecular function (GO): sulfotransferase activity
Source: RefSeq, a predicted model, not a curated record
CAUUAACAAGAGCAAGAGCAAAAGCUUUGGCUCAUAUAAUCACUAUGACAAAAUCCGAAACCACUCUUUCGAAGUUAUUGGUAGAAUCUGAAUUUUGCCAAGAAUGUAAGGAGUUGCUGUCUUCUCUUCCUAGAGACAGAAGCUUUUAUGCAGAGUAUCUCUAUCAAUACCAAGGAUUUUGGUACCCACCAAAUCUCUUAGAAGGUGUUCUAUACAGCCAGAAGCAUUUUCAGGCAAGAGAUUCAGACAUCAUCCUUGUAAGCAGUCCUAAAUCAGGUACAACUUGGUUGAAAUCACUCGUCUUUGCUCUGAUUCAUAGACAGGAAUUCCAAACCCCUCUAGAAUCCCAUCCUCUGCUCGAUAACAACCCGCAUACUCUCGUGACCUUUAUCGAAGGUUUCCAGUUUCACACUCAAGAUACUUCUCCUAGUAUCUACUCUACACACAUUCCUCUAGGGUCACUCCCAGAGUCUGUUAAGGACUCGUCCUGUAAAGUGGUGUAUUGCUGCAGGAACCCAAAGGACGCGUUUGUCUCACUUUGGCAUUUCGUGAAACGUUUGACUCUCAAGGAGAUGGUUGGAUGCACAAUGGAGGAAAUGGUGAGUGGGUUUUGCAAAGGGUCUAGCGUUUAUGGACCCUUUUGGGAUCAUGCAUUAGAGUACUGGAAAGAGAGCCGAGAAAACCCAAAAAAGGUUAUGUUUGUUAUGUAUGAGGAGAUGAGAGAGCAGCCUCAGAAUUCGUUGAUGCGGAUCGCCGAGUUCUUGGGAUGUUCUUUUACAGAGGAAGAGAUAGAGAAUGGAGUUCUGGAAGAUAUCGUGAAGCUGUGUAGUCUUGAGAAUCUGAGUAAACUGGAGGUUAAUGAGAAGGGUAAGUUAUUGAAUGGAAUGGAGACUAAGGCAUUUUUUAGGAAAGGAGAGAUUGGUGGAUGGAGAGAUACUUUAACUCCUUCAUUAGCAGAGGAAAUUGAUAAAACCACUGAGCAGAAACUAAUUGGUUCUGAUUUUAGAUUCUUUUGCUAAGAAUCUGCUUAAUCAAACUUAGUCCACAAUUUCUUGAGUUUUUUUUUUUUAAAGUUGGUUUAAUAUGCAUUAAUACAAGUAAGGUUGUUGACUUCUUGUGAUGGACCAAACUGGUCUGUUGACAAAUAAAACUAUUAUUAUCUUUGAUU